CUGGUGCGGGCGUACACGACUAUGCCCUAAAGAAUGUUCUGGAGGCAUCUCGACAAACGAUGAGAGGCGCGAGAUGGAUGUGGGGAGAAUCGGGAUCCAGUUGGGUCUAUCUGCACCGGCCACAAGGUGAAAAAAGCCCCUUCGCAAGUGCAAGCUUUCCAUCUGACGAUGAAGAAUGCCGAAAAGCUACUAGCCCUUGGGAGGAAGCGUAGAUAUUCUUCAUUGAUGCCGCCUGCGGAGGGGGAAAACCCCUCUUGUAGCAAUGGCGGUAUCAGCAGCAAGAGCUUGGAAUCAGUUACUAACAUGCUGAACUCUUUCCGAUAUACUGGAAACCGGCGUAUUCAACAGUGCCAGAGCUGUUUUGAAUCUGAAAUUGCUGCUACUUCUGCCAGUGCCACCCACUCUAAGGCUUUCACGGUCAGACAUGGCUCCUGCAAUGGCUCAAGGGCGUCCAAUGGGAACCUCGAAAAAACAGAGAACAGAAGCGGGCUCCGCCUGUCACCCUACUUCUCUAACAUACCUGCAAGAACUUCACUUUGUGCAACCACCAGCUCUCCAAUCUUAAAUCACGUUGAUGAAGAUCUACCAGCAUCUGUCUCUAAGAAAAUGAAGAGGCUGCGGAAGGUGGCAGCACCGCAUGAUUCAAGUCUAGUUCUAUCUCACGAUACUCCCUCUCGGAGAACCAAAAAACAAAGGAAGGUGGCAUCAUUUCCAGCAGCAGAUGAAGUUAACCAAGUGUGCAAUCCUAUUAGAUGUAAACGCAGAGCAACAAUGACAAAGGCAGAGAAACUCAAGGAUUGCUACCGUAGAGUUGGCCCAGGCAAUAAGUGGGACCCCCCAGAUUCUCCUUAUGAACUACUGCAGGAGGUCCAUGCCUUUGAUCCUUGGAGGGUUCUUGUAAUAUGCAUGCUUUUGAAUCAAACAACCGGCGCACAG
Molecule: messenger RNA, 936 nt
Organism: Phalaenopsis equestris
Lineage: Eukaryota; Viridiplantae; Streptophyta; Magnoliopsida; Asparagales; Orchidaceae
Product: methyl-CpG-binding domain protein 4-like protein
Exons: 1
Cellular component (GO): nucleus
Molecular function (GO): DNA binding
Source: RefSeq, a predicted model, not a curated record